Messenger RNA from Amphiprion ocellaris (clown anemonefish), 10001 nucleotides. It is a transcript of the gene nos1, whose product is annotated as nitric oxide synthase 1 (neuronal). The transcript is spliced from 29 exons. The record is from RefSeq and is a predicted model, not a curated record. Gene Ontology annotation, molecular function: heme binding; flavin adenine dinucleotide binding; calmodulin binding. The coding region runs from base 328 to 4614 and encodes 1428 amino acids. Lineage: Eukaryota; Metazoa; Chordata; Actinopteri; Pomacentridae. Gene Ontology annotation, biological process: nitric oxide biosynthetic process.
CUCUCUCCCAGCUCGUCACUGUGUCUCCCGUUGCUCUGUAUUUAUAAGGCGCCCCGGUGCGCGGAAAAGGCACAAGCAUGCCUCGUCUCUAGAGAGGCAGAGCGCUGCUGCUGCUGCUGCUGCCGCGACUUGGAGACGUUUCUUUUUUUAUUUUUUUAUUUGGAUGAAAGAUCUGUGCAGCCGCUGUUAAAGGGAAGAGACACGGGGAGCGCAGGAGUUUCAUUCCAAGUUCACUGCAGCAGGUCGUUGUGACAGCGACCUCGCUCUCAGGGAAACAUCCCUGGGGACACAAACACCUGCAAGCGCGCAUAAUCACACACAGGCAACAUGCAGGAAUCGGAGCCUACAGUGUGCCAGCUGCAGCCCAACAUCAUCUCUGUGCGCCUUUUCAAGAGGAAGGUCGGCGGUCUGGGCUUCCUGGUGAAGCAGAGGGUGUCCAAGCCACCUGUCAUCGUGUCAGAUCUGAUCCGAGGCGGAGCGGCGGAGGAGUGCGGCCUGGUGCAGGUGGGCGACAUCGUGCUGGCUGUCAACAACAAGCCCCUGGUGGACCUGUCCUACGAGCGAGCCCUGGAGACGCUGAAGAAUGUCCUGCCUGAGAGCCACGCCGUGCUGAUCCUCCGCGGGCCCGAGGGCUUCACCACCCACCUGGAGACCACCCUGUCUGGAGAUGGCCGCCAGCGCACAGUGAGGGUCACGCGCCCCACCUUCCCGGCCUCCAAGUCCUACGAGCACUGGUCCCCUCUGAGCGCACUCAGCCCCGGGCAGCAGCAGCAGGUCAACAAGGAGCCCCAGCUCCGGGCCAUCGAGAACCUGUCCUCUCCGUCCAUCACCCAGUCCCUCCUGCAGAGGGGAGGCGUGCAGGGCCAGGACCCUCUGCUGAUGAGGGACGGUAGCCGCGGAGGCCUCCUGUGCAACGGGCUGGAGGAGAACAAUGAGCUGCUGAAGGAGAUCGAGCCGGUGCUGCGCCUCAUCAAAAACAGCAAAAAGGAGAUCAAUGGUGAAGGCCAGAGGAAUGCUGGGAGAAGAGAUGCCGAGAUUCAAGUGGCCUGGGACCUUGGCGUGGGAAACGGCACGUCCCCCCAGCUGGCGCCAGAUAACGACAGAAUGCUGGAAAACAUGCCGGUGGUGCUCAACAAAGCUGACAGUGACAAGCCUCCGGCCCAAGGCAGGACCUCACCCAUUAAGUCGCUGCAGAAUGGCAGCCCCUCCAAAUGCCCCCGCUUUAUAAAGAUCAAGAACUGGGAGACUGGCACCAUCUACAGCGACGUGCUCCACCACAACUCCAGCAAGAUGCCAAUCUGCACAGAAAACGUGUGCAUCGGCUCCGUGAUGAUGCCCAACCAGCACGUCCGCAAACCAGACGAGGUCAGAACCAAAGAGGAGCUUCUUCGGCUGGCCACUGACUUCAUAGACCAGUACUACACCUCCAUCAGAAGGUAUGGCUCGAAGGCACAUGUGGACCGGCGAGAGGAGGUGACCAAGGAGAUCGAAGCUUCAGGAACUUAUCAGCUGAAAGACACUGAGCUCAUUUAUGGAGCUAAACAUGCCUGGAGGAAUGCUGCCCGAUGUGUGGGGAGGAUCCAGUGGUCCAAACUACAGGUGUUUGAUGCCAGAGACUGCACAACAGCCCAUGGAAUGUACAACUACAUCUGCAACCACAUCAAGUACGCCACCAACAAAGGCAACCUGAGGUCGGCCAUCACCAUAUUCCCUCCGAGGACAGAUGGCAAACAUGACUUUCGAGUGUGGAACAGUCAGCUGAUUCGUUAUGCAGGCUACAAGCAACCUGACGGACAGAUCCUGGGAGAUCCUGCUAAUGUUGAAUUCACAGAGAUCUGCAUGCAGCUCGGAUGGAAAGCUCCGAAGGGUCGUUUUGAUGUCCUGCCCCUCCUGCUGCAAGCCAACGGAAAUGACCCCGAGCUGUUUGAGAUCCCCGAAGACCUCAUUCUGGAGGUGCCGAUCACACACCCAAAGUAUGAGUGGUUCAAAGACCUGGACCUGAAGUGGUACGGACUCCCGGCAGUUUCCAACAUGUUGCUGGAGAUCGGUGGUCUGGAGUUCACCGGCUGCCCCUUCAGUGGCUGGUACAUGGGCACAGAGAUUGGUGUGAGGGACUUCUGCGACAGCUCGCGCUACAAUAUUCUGGAGGAGGUUGCUAACAAGAUGGCCUUAGACACCAGGAAGACUUCAUCCCUUUGGAAAGACCAGGCACUGGUGGAGAUCAACAUUGCUGUUCUCUACAGCUUCCAGUCCUGCAAAGUGACCAUAGUCGACCAUCAUUCAGCCACAGAGUCCUUCAUGAAGCACAUGGAAAACGAGUAUCGGGUUCGAGGAGGUUGUCCUGGAGACUGGGUGUGGAUAGUUCCUCCCAUGUCAGGAAGCAUCACGCCGGUUUUUCACCAAGAAAUGCUCAAUUACCGCCUCACCCCGUCCUUUGAGUACCAGCCUGAUCCCUGGAAUACCCAUGUGUGGAAAGGAGUCAACGGGACGCCCACUAAGAAAAGAGCCAUCGGAUUCAAGAAACUCGCCAAGGCUGUGAAGUUUUCAGCGAAGCUCAUGGGCCAAGCCAUGGCCAAGAGGGUUAAAGCCACCAUACUGUUCGCCACAGAGACGGGCAAAUCGCAAGAUUAUGCCAAAACUCUGUGUGAAAUCUUCAAGCACGCCUUUGACGCAAAGGUCAUGUCCAUGGAUGAAUAUGAUGUGGUGGAUCUGGAGCACGAGACGCUGGUUUUAGUGGUGACCAGCACAUUUGGAAACGGAGAUCCACCUGAGAAUGGAGAAAAAUUUGGAGCUGCCUUAAUGGAAAUGCGCCACCCAACAUCCAACACAGAGGACAGAAAGAGCUACAAGGUCCGUUUCAACAGCGUGUCCUCUUACUCUGAUACUCGGAAGUCCUCCAGCGAUGAACCGGAGGCCAGGAUUAACUUUGAGAGCACUGGACCCCUCGCUAAUGUCAGGUUCUCAGUGUUUGGCCUUGGCUCCAGGGCCUACCCACACUUCUGCGCCUUUGCCCACGCUGUGGACACACUGUUUGAAGAGCUGGGGGGUGAGCGCAUCCUACGCAUGGGAGAAGGAGAUGAGCUGUGUGGCCAGGAGGAGUCAUUCAGAACAUGGGCCAAGAAAGUUUUUAAGGCUGCCUGUGACGUGUUCUGUGUUGGCGACGACGUGAACAUUGAGAAGGCCAACGACUCCUUGAUCAGCAAUGAUCGCAGCUGGAAGAAGAGCAAGUUCCGCCUAACGUACACAGCCGAGGCCCCAGUCCUCACCGAAGCAUUGUAUAAUAUUCACAAGAAGAAAGUUUAUGGAGCAAAGAUGCUUGAAUCGCAAAACUUACAAAGUCCCAAAUCCAAUCGUUCCACCAUAUUUGUGCGGCUCCACGCAAACAACCACGACAGCCUGCGCUACAAACCCGGCGACCAUCUGGGCAUCUUCCCUGGCAACCACGAGGACCUGGUGACAGCUCUCAUAGAUAAGCUGGAGGACGCUUCACCUGUCAAUCAAAUAGUCAAAGUGGAGUUCCUGGAGGAGAGGAACACGGCUCUAGGUGUGAUCAGUAACUGGACCAAUGAGACUCGUAUCCCUCCCUGCACCAUCUACCAGGCUUUCCAGUACUUCCUGGACAUCACCACCCCACCGAGCCCCGUGCUGCUGCAGCAGUUUGCUUCUCUGGCAACCAAUGACAAACAGAAAACGAAACUAGAGAUCCUCAGUAAGGGCUUGCAGGAGUAUGAAGAGUGGAAGUGGUACAACAAUCCCACGCUGGUGGAGGUGAUGGAGGAGUUCCCCUCCAUCCAGAUGCCCUCCACCCUCCUACUCACCCAGCUGCCCCUGCUUCAGCCUCGCUACUACUCCAUCAGCUCCUCUCCAGACCUGCACCCAGGAGAGAUCCACCUCACAGUGGCUGUGGUCUCCUAUCGUGCCAGAGAUGGAGAGGGGCCUGUCCACCAUGGAGUAUGUUCGUCGUGGCUCAACAGGAUAGAGAAGGGGGAGAUGGUGCCAUGUUUCGUCCGAGGUGCACCAUCAUUCCAACUUCCCAAAGACAACCAAGCACCGUGUAUCCUGGUGGGUCCAGGAACAGGUAUCGCCCCAUUCAGAAGCUUCUGGCAGCAAAGACUAUACGACCUUGAGCACAACGGAAUUGAGUCAUGCCCCAUGAUCCUGGUGUUCGGCUGUCGGCAGUCGGAGAUGGACCACAUCUACAAGGAGGAGACCAUCCAGGCCAAGAACAAAGAGGUGUUCAAGGAGCUCUACACGGCCUAUUCCAGAGAACCCGGCAAACCAAAGAAAUACGUACAGGAUGUACUGCGAGAGCAUCUGUCACAGACGGUGUACCAGUGCCUGAGGGAGGAAGGUGGACACAUCUAUGUGUGUGGUGACGUUACAAUGGCCGGAGAUGUUCUCAAGACUGUCCAGCAAAUCAUCAAGCAGCAGGGCAGCAUGAGCCUGGAGGAUGCUGGCUUCUUCAUCAGCAAGCUCCGGGAUGAGAACCGCUACCAUGAGGACAUCUUCGGCGUCACCCUACGCACCUACGAGGUCACCAACCGGCUUCGUUCAGAGUCCAUCGCCUACAAUGAGGAGAGCAAAAAGGACUCAGAUGAGGUUUUCUGCUUGUAGGUCGAUGAAUCAGGAGGCUUUCUGACAACAACCAGUCAAGACGACACAGUGACGCUGGUUAAAGAAUACUGUGCCAAUUUUUGUACUGUAAAAAACAAAACAAAAAGGGGUUUCUUUCUUUCUUCUUUUUUUAUACCACUUUAAUGUUUCUGUUGGGCGCUGCGAUUUUGUCUGUAGCAAGUUGGAAAUGUUCUGUUUUCUGAGAAUCUGUUUUGCUUGUCGAUGGUACUUCCAAAAAUUAUAAAUUGAUCAUUUUUGAUUCAUAAUGUGAGCACCUAGUGUAAUGACCUGCCUCAUUGUGAAUGCAUGACCAAGACACGAAUAUACUCGAAAAAAAUAUAAUAUACUCUGUGUUAAUGUUAAAAAGGCUUUUAUUGAGGUUUUAUAUUUGCAAAGAAAUGUGUGGCAUUGAUAACAAACUGACAUUUCUGUUCACUUUGCUUGUUGGGAAGGAAUCAGGACAGGUCCGAUCUAUUUGGGCUGUUUUUUUAUUGAUAUCAAAGUUAGAAAGAUGUACAGGCAUGUAGACAGAAAAACAGAAAGACAGAUGUGUUGCAAACAAAAUUUGACGUGUUGACAGGUCACCCUGAAUUAUGAAAACAGCAAUUCUGUUCCACCCUAAAUAAAUGUAUUAUCUAGCUCUUCACUGGCAAUCCAUCAAAGUGCAUCAGCCUCUGUGCCAGCGCUCUUUUCAGUGGCCUGUUUAUUCUGUCACAUCAUAAUCUUGUGUGUCCCAGCUGCUGCUUGGUCGAACCUCCAGCAGCUGCCAAGGAGCCUGACGUCAGUGCGUUUUUAAAUAAACUCAAAAAAAUAUUCAAACUUCUUCACCACUCUCAAAUUUCAGUAUCUCAGUCUUGAUGUGUUUUCACAGUGUGCUGCCAAAUCAUAUAAUCAUGCAGCUUCUUGAAUUAUAGAUAACUGAUCGAUGGCUAAAUCAUUAGUUAAUUUAAAGGAAUUGUUUGAUAUUUGGGGUGUUGUGCUUACUUUCUUGAGGAUUCCACAAAUCUGGGAGGUCAUCAGAGGGUAGCAACUGAGAUUGUUUACUGUUUUGUGUUGUGUUAAGACAAAUCCAGCUUAUUUUUUGCCACGGACAUUGUGACUAGGUUGCAUUUUUUUCAUCCAUGCAGCUUUAGCUUAACAUAAGAACUAAAAAUAGGGAACAGCUGUACAAAUGUAACAAUAUAAUGCACCAUAAAUACAUUAAGGCAUUAUAUCGUGUUCUUUUAACAGGCAACAAAACGAUCUGGCAGACUUUUUAUCCCUUAACCCUCGACAUUUAACUGCAAUUUACAAAUUCUAUGCAUGAGUUUCUGCACUAAAGCUAAUGCAGCACGCUAAUUAGUGAGCUUUAAAUGCGCUUGCAGGAAUUUGCUACCUGUUUAAAGAGCCAGGCUGGUUGUUUUCCGUUUCCAGUCGACUAAUUGGCUCCUCAUCAUAUUUACUGGAAGCAGGAUGGUGAUAUCAGUCGAAAAAGUAAGCAUCUUCUCACUUUAAACGUGACAUAUCUGCGAAAAGGACGCUGCCCAGAUCAUAUCCGACGGCUGUCAGCUCGUCCUAUUCAUCAACAGCAUUCUCUGCCUCUUGCCUUACAUUAACUACUUGCCUACAUUCAUUCUUUCUGUAGUCUCUGUUGCAUGUUUUUUAUUUUGUGUUUCCCUGUGGCUCAUGUGCCACCUCUUCACUGUGACCUGACACCUGCUCAGUGGCAUCAGCACUGUGUGUGUGUGUGUGUGUGUGCGUGCGUGCAAACGUGUGCCCUAGAAAACCAUCUCUAUACGAGUGGGUGUGAACAUGCAUGAUCUCAGGUGUGUGUUUUUGACAUUAGUUACUCUGCUCGUCGUCUGUUACCUUGUCAAACUGGUCGGAUUUUAAACUAAGCAUGAUAUUCGAGUCACACAAGCCUGCAAAGUUAAUCUUACGGACGAUAACGGGCCCACUUGGCUUGAUGUUUUUUCUGAUCUUUAGCAGCUCAGUUGUUCAAAUUCCAACUGCCGCUUUGGUCAUUUGCUGCUUUCCAAUGAGUCAGGGUUGUGAUUUGAAAAUAUUCGCGCAGGGUUUUUUGAGCGCCAACUCUGGAUUAAUGCUUUUUCUCGUCAGCUUCUGAGUCCUGUUUAUUUCCUUUCUUUGUCAAAUUAAAGAUAGCUGUCAGCAUGAUUCAAUGAUUUCAAUGUGAUUUUUAAAUGUCCCGAACAGCUGCUGAGGGUAUGUUUUUUUUGUGUAUUUCUUUUCUUAUUAGUGGGAUAUAAUGGGUGAUUCCCGUUGUCCCCACUGUUCAUUCUGGAUGAAUGUCUCCUCUAUAUGAUUUGUUUAAACUUGGUUUCGUUGAACUGGAAUGAGAGCCGUCAAGAAAAUGUCUGUGAUGUAAAAUGUGCAACAAGAAAAGAAUUGAUACAAGAUAUAGCUUCUAUAUAUAGCUUCUAUAUAUAUAAAUAUAUAUAUAUAUAUUAAAAGACAAAGUAUAAACUAUAAAGAGUACCACUUCAAUCUUUUGUAAGAAUGUAUUUUGAUUAUGUAAAUGAGCACUAUGAUUCUGCUUGAUUUGAAAAGAACAAAAAAAAUGGCCUAUUCUAUAUGGUGUCACUCAUAUCCUUUAGGUAUGAGGAUAAAACAGUGGCAUUAAAUAAAUGCAUGGUGAUCUUCUGUCUCCUGUUGAUAUUUAAGAAGCUCUGUCUAUUUACCAGCACUGUGUCAGUCAGUGAGACUGUAUCGUGAGGUUGUCCGGCCUUUCUCACUGGGCUUUGGAUUGGUAACAACAUUCUCGAGGGGGGUUUUCUCUUUCUGUGUUUGCAUAUCGCUGCUGCUAUGAACAACUCUGAUCCAAUCAGCCUCUGCUAUAAUGACCUUUGUUGUGUACUUGAUUGAGGAUAUUCCAUUUUAAUGCAUCAACUGCAAGGACUUUGCAUUUACUUACGAAUAAAGAGAAACAUUUACAGAAUAUGUAAACACUAUUCGCUUGGUUUGUUGUGUGUUUCUUGUUUAUGUGAGAUAGAAACCGGACUGGAAAGGUUUAUGGUUCGUGUAUAUUUUGGCAAUUGGAUUUUCCGUUCUGAAAUGGGUAUUGAAAAACAAAACGAGUGGUUAUUUGAUUUUCGUUUUAAAAUACAAAAAAUAAAAUUGAAAUACAAGGUGUUUUUCCUUUUCAUGAUCAAAAAGGGAUAUACGAAAUAUUAAAAAUGCUUUGAUUUUGAUUUUGUAUUUAGAAUAACAAAAAAAUAAAAUCAGUAAGAGACAAACAAAAAACGGUCCGUUUUCUCAUUUUCUCAGACCGGAAGUGGUCAUCAGCAACUGUGGAGCCAAACGACAGCAAGAUUCUCAGGGGGCGGAGCCAGAGAGCAGUGAUUGGUCAGACUGACUGAGAGCCAGAGAGCAGAGAUUGGUCAGACCAUAGAUAUCUAUAGAAGACAGGGCGCUAGCGUAUCUAGUCUGCUAUGUAUAUCUAUGGUCGGUACGUCUGGUAGCAUCUCUGGCUGCUGUUGACCUUGUUUUUGGAGUAAAACACGGUAAGAAGAUAAAUACUUUGAACCAGUAGCGUUUUUUUGUUGUACGUUAAGUCAGCGACUUGUGAAGAGUUGUGUUUUGUCGUGUUUGAGCAGUUGGUCCGGACCGUUAGCUAGCUAAGCGGCUAAGUUAGCUAGCGGGCUAAUUAACACUGGUGGCUAACUUACUGCUGAACACCUGUGUUAGUUGCUACUGCAGCUGUCCUCAUUAUUAGAAUGACCUUCUCAACCUGUAUUUCUCUGCUGUGUAUUUUAGCUUUAAAAAAAGUUAUUUUACUUUAAGGUUAACUGAAACCCGUUCAGCUGCACUGAAGUUUAACAUUCAGCUGGUUUGAAUUAAACCGCGCUUAACAUUGCACAUUACCUCUCUGAAUCUCCAUAAUUUCAUUAAAUUCCUUUUCUCUCCCACUGCUCAAGUUCAAUCCAGUAUAUAAAGUGAUAUUAAUAAUGAAUAACAUAACAACCAGCCAUUGUAUUUAUUUAUUAUUGCAUGUAUUUGUAGUAAAACAUGAGAUGAAACAUCCUACUUUUGGAUCUAGAACUGUACAAGCCUGUUUAUUUUCAGUCACCUGACGAGUUAAACUCCCCUUUUUAUGUGAGGUUGAAGUAGAAAGUCUGAGAUAACAAAGAAAGUUGUUUAUAAUUUGCGAUACCUGUCAUCUCUGACUGAGGCUUUAGUUUUUUUUUUUAGCUGAUUUACACGUACAAACUUUGUUCAGGAAGAUUUCUCAGUAGCUCAGAGGACAGGCUACUUUUUAUACAACCUUGUAAGAGAAUGUCUGUCAAUGCUUUCAGCAGAAUUUAGAAACACAACACUUCCUAAACAGAUAUUUUGAGGCUGUGAGGUUGAACGUUUGAGAGUAUAUCAGUGUGUUUGUUUGUGGUCUUUCUGUUUCUAGGUGGAAGCUGAAUUAGUGAGGAUGACUCCUGCUCCUGUCAUCUCUAAGCUCCUCACACAUCUUUACCUGCACAUGAGGAAAAUCACUCCUGUAGAAUGCAGGUAUGUUUGUCAUUAUUAUAAAAAGAUGUUGCCUGGUGACCUGUCAGAAACCCAUUAUACAGAGUCAGCCAAAAUAAUGUUUACACACAUCAGGAAAAGAAAAACUUGCAUAAAUAUUUCAAUACCAAAUUUAUUCACACAUCACCAGAUUAAUAAAAGUUAUAUUUGGCCUCUACAAUUACAAGAGGUGCUGAAAGUGGAGGCCACUGGCUUCCAGACAUUUCUGUUGUGUUGUAGACGUCACUUGUUGAUGCUCCAUUCAUGAGGGUAGCGCCAUCUGUUGGGAAAACAUCGUACAACAGGACACGCAGUUAUCGUGAUUUGAUCAAACUUAGAAAGAGGUAUCUGUACGUGUAGAAGUACUUAUACAAAUGAAAUAUUUAUAAAAGUUUUUCUUUUCCACAAUGAAUGAAUUCCUAAAACACUCUCAAUGCUGGAGAGCGUUUGUGAUGCUGAAGCAGUGACCAGUUUUUCUGUUUCUUCUCUGGAGAUGCACAAUGAGGGACGUCUGCAGCGACUGAGAAAGAGUCUCACCACAUCCUUACAUGAGGAAAAAGACUUUUUUGAAGACUACAAUAAGAAAAACUAUACAGCAGACGGCUGCAUUCAAGGUGAGCUCUGAACAUUUGAUCUGGAACAGGAAUUCAAUAACGGCAGCAUGAGCUUCAUUUCAGUCUGUAGCUGCUGAAUUCAUGGAUGAAUCAUCUGGCACUAGAGAGGAAGACCAUCAAACAUCCACGUCAGCUGAUGAAGGUCCAAGAGUCUCACCAAACAAACAACCUACAGAGUGAAGACCUCCAAUCUGAUUGGACGGCCUCCUAUUCAGCCACGUGUGAACAAAUGCCUCUAAGCUGAUUUGUUUUCUAAAAUAAAUCUAGUUUGAGUCCUAA